This is a messenger RNA of Nasonia vitripennis (jewel wasp), 2984 nucleotides long. RefSeq names its product phosphatidylinositol 4-kinase type 2-alpha (gene Pi4KIIalpha). NCBI's taxonomy places the organism in Eukaryota, Metazoa, Arthropoda, Insecta, Hymenoptera, Pteromalidae. The transcript has 7 exons. Bases 731 to 2134 code for a protein of 467 amino acids. Gene Ontology annotation, molecular function: 1-phosphatidylinositol 4-kinase activity. The record is from RefSeq and is a predicted model, not a curated record. Gene Ontology annotation, cellular component: trans-Golgi network; endosome; lysosomal membrane. Gene Ontology annotation, biological process: Golgi organization; endosome organization; phosphatidylinositol phosphate biosynthetic process.
GCUUUCUUGCCGUAUCUCGUUGACACUCCUUUUCUAUAUAGUAUAUACCUAUAUAUUUGAUAAAAUGGCUGCGAGAGCUCCAGUGAUCAGCUGAUGAUGAUACCUACUGCAGUCUGCUCUACUGCUCUAUAUAGUGCUCUGCGAAGAUGAUGGCUCGCGAAUGCGUUGUCGCAUGAAUCAUAGCUACAUAUAUAUAUAUAUUAAACGCAACCACGCGAUAGUCCUCGCGAAUUACGCGGUGCUGUGCAGAUCUUUCUCAGCAGCUAAUCUCACAAGAUAAAUAUAUCCAAGCUCUAUCAGUAGCUCAGCAGCAUCGAACUAAUGUCGUCGCGUCGAUGCCCACAUCCGAUACUCCUGAGAUGACGGAUAUAGAUAUAAUCGAGGAGGGAUCGUACUGAUUUCUUGCCGAAACUUACUGAGUAGCCAGCACAUGCUGCUCGUGCUCCCUCCCGCGCUGCAGCAGCAACGCCGCCGCCGCGACAACAAUAAGUGUGUCUCUUCGCUUCGCGUGCGUCACGACCAACAGCAGUAGCCAGCCACUACCUAUCUACUGACAGGUGAAACCCAGAGAAAAUGACCAAGAGGAGAUAGAGAGUGAGUAGCUGAUAUGCAAGAGAUGCAACCCUGCGCUUGUAUUUGAUGGCACGUUAAAAAAUCACAGUGUCUCGGACUUUCGAAAUUAUAUGAUAGUUUGGAAUCAUAACCAAACUUAUAAAGUAUCUUGGCUGUGAUGAGCGACUCGGAACAGCGUCAACUGCACGUGCCUUACAGAGAGUAUAAUAGUCACAACAGUACUAAUCCUGCAACGCUUGUUGAAACGGACGCUCUAGUUGACUUAUCAGUGACUCCAAACAGUAACGUUAUUUUGGCCAACGGGCAACCACUACACUUAUUACCAGAGGUUGAAUUUGCUCCUAGCUUGAGUGUUGAUCAACCAACAGCCAUUGAUUCUCCUGGUACUGACCGGGAGAGCCAGCCUCUCCUGGGUCGAUUAGAACUGGAUGUAACUUACAAUCGUUUUCCUGAUGAUCCACAAUUUUCCGAGCUAGUUUGGCAGGCUGAAUGUGCAAUAGAUAAUGGGAUAUUUCCUCAACGAAUAUACCAAGGAUCUAGUGGCAGUUAUUUUGUUAAAAAUCCUGCAGGGAAAAUCAUAGGUGUUUUCAAACCUAAAGAUGAAGAACCUUAUGGAAGACUAAAUCCCAAGUGGACAAAAUGGAUGCAUAAACUAUGUUGUCCAUGUUGCUUUGGUAGAAGUUGUUUGAUUCCAAAUCAAGGCUACUUGAGUGAAGCAGGAGCCAGUUUAGUUGAUCGAAAACUUGGUUUAGGAGUUGUACCAAAUACUAGAGUCGUUAAACUCGUCAGUAAAACUUUCAAUUAUGUUAGGAUCGACAGAGAAAAGGCUCGCAUGAAACAGGCGAUAUUGGAUCAAUUUCCAGCAGUAGCUUCACAUUUUAAUAGAAUAGGAUUGCCCCCGAAAAUCGGUUCCUUCCAACUCUUUGUAGAUGGAUACAAAGAUGCAGACUACUGGCUCAGACGGUGGGAGAGCGAACCACCGCCUCCUCAUUUAGCAAAACAAUUUCAACUUCAGUUCGAGCGUCUAGUAGUUUUGGACUACAUUAUUAGAAAUACAGACAGAGGUAACGACAACUGGUUAAUAAAAUAUAGCCCCGGGUCGCCGAAGAACGGGACAGAAGGAGAAGUCAAAAUUGCGGCAAUCGAUAACGGAUUAGCAUUCCCGUUCAAGCACCCAGAUUCGUGGCGUGCAUAUCCUUAUCACUGGGCUUGGUUGAGCCAAGCCAAACUGCCCUUUAGCGAAACGACGCGAGAACUCGUCUUACCACAACUUUCUGACCACAAUUUUGUACAAGACUUGUGUGAUGAUUUAUACCUGUUAUUUAAACAAGAUAAAGGAUUUGAUCGACACCAUUACGAUAAACAGAUGAGUGUGAUGCGAGGCCAAAUAUUAAAUCUUCAACAAGCAUUGAAAGAUUCGAAAAGUCCUGUACAAUUAGUUCAAAUGCCGGCUGUUAUUGUUGAAAAGGCCAAAGGAAAUGGAGCACCAAGGCUGUUUUCAUUCUCGGACACUUUUACUCAGCGCUUCCAAAAUAAGAGUCCAUUCUUUUCCUGGUGUUGAUCAGUCAGAUACUAUCCAUUUUGUUUAACUUUUCUCUCUCUCUCUACUCCCUCCCCCACCCGUCCCUUUCUCUCAAGUGCCCGAAUUAGUGUCAUAGAGUGACGGAAAUGCUAUCUUUUAUAAAUGUAUUUUCACUUUAAUUUAAUACAAAAGACUUUAUCUCACAUAGUAUCCAAAAUCCAUAAUCCGUUGAUGUAGCAAAACUAUCAGAUUUUACUUGUAUUAUACUAUUGUAUUAGGAAAAUUAUUUUUGCGAAAAAUGACAUUUAGUUGAGCUAUGAGAUAUUCAUUUAUAAAUACAGUAUAAACGCAAAAUAUGUUUAUGUUAAAUCAGUCUUCUUACUACGCUUAUUAUAAAAAAAUAAUUAUAAGAUGUCUUGGUAACUUCAAACAAUGCGCUGAUUCGUUAUGUGAAUGCUAGAAAUGAUGUAUAUAAUUUAAGUCUGUAUUUAUAAAGCAACGAAGAGAGUUUUAUAGACUAUGUGCCAAUUGGUGAUUUACUUGAAAAUCUAUUUCUUAUGUGCAUUCCAUGUGUUUUGACAUUGAUUUCGGGUGCCUUGUAAAGUGCAAGGAACAGGAAUGUGAAAACUUGUAAAGUAUGAAACUUGUAAAUUUACUAAAAUCAAGAAUGGACUUGGAUCUAUUUCAUAAUUUUAGUAAAGUCCGUCAAUUUCAGACGGUCAUUUUUUUGUAAAGAGUUUUGCCUAUAAAUUGCGAUGCUAUCGUGUGUUUAGUCUGUAAAUAUCGUUAAACCGUUUGAUUUGGCUUCUUUUACUAAUUGAUCAUAGAAAAAUGUUAAAUUAUGUUAAAGAAAUAUAUAUAUAUAUAAUACAUUGGUUUGUCACAAUAA